This is a messenger RNA of Ruditapes philippinarum (Manila clam), 1414 nucleotides long. Its product is annotated as CUB and sushi domain-containing protein 1-like. Lineage: Eukaryota; Metazoa; Mollusca; Bivalvia; Venerida; Veneridae. The transcript has 7 exons. The record is from RefSeq and is a predicted model, not a curated record. Bases 296 to 1414 code for a protein of 372 amino acids.
GAAUGUCUUUGUUCUUAGAUUACUUGACGACUGAUUGAUUUAUUUAAACUUAUAGCCCUUUGAUUAUAUUCUAAUAUUCCAUAGAGUGAUGGAGUAAACUAGAAGAAAAUUAUUUCAUAUAUUAAUAUGCUACAUUUUUCGUUUAUUUCGUAAUCGGAAUUUCGCAAAUCAGAAAAAGCUAACUUAUUAAAAGUGCAGUGAAAGUAUCACCGUCAUUGAAUAAAUAGGGAAUUUUUGUUUGUACCUGUGACAGAUUUAAAAGGAGUUAUAAUAAUUUCAGGAAUGUUUUUAUAAAAUGAAGAGUGUUUUUUUCGUUAUCAUUCUCGUUUGGAUAAAACCUACAGAUGCGCAAAAUGAUUGCACUGAUCCAACACCAGCUAGCGGAUCCAAUAUUCUGUCCAAUGGCCUCGCACACGGAAGUGUCGCUCACGUCAGUUGCGAUACUGGAUUCCAGUUAAACGGGGACAGUAUAAUUAUUUGUGACAAUGGAACAUGGAGUUACAAUACAUCCUGUGAUAUUAGAGAUUGUGGGGACCCAACCCCGACGUCUGGGUUUAGUAACCACACCAGUACCACCUAUCAGUCAACAGCUGACAUUACUUGUGACACCGGCUACGAUCUCCAAGGAUCUUCUUUUAUCACAUGCCAGUCAAACGGUGCCUGGAGUGAAACGCCAUUUUGUCAAGCACAUGAUUGCGGGAGUAUAAUUCUCACAGAUGGAUCAGUGUCUACACCAGGUGGAAGAACCUACGGUCAGACAGCGUCACUAACUUGUAACACAGGAUAUACGUUAAAUGGACCAUCUGUUGUUGAAUGUCUCGCCGACGGAUGGAACGAUACAUCGACUUGCGACAGUGUUGUUUGUAGUAACCCUGCCCCACCAAACGGUGUAUCAGAUGCUCCGUCGGGUUUUAUGUACAACGAGCUGGCACUUAUUUCAUGUGAUACAGGAUAUACCCUGUCUGGUGACACCCUUAUCUUGUGCCAAGCCAACGGGACAUGGACUGACUCUCCUACUUGUGAAAUAAAUGACUGUGGUGAUCCGACACCCAUAAAUGGAUCCAUAAGCACAGGUUCGACUACCUACUUAACAACACUGAACGUAUCAUGCGACACAGGUUUCGAGCUUGUUGGAUCAGAAUCGAUAACUUGUCAAGCUGAUUCAAGAUGGUCUGAAUAUCCCACUUGCGCGGCAAAAGACUGUGGAACGAGAACGAUCUCUAACGGAAAGUUUAAUGCUUCAUCUGGGACAACACUUGGAGAAACUGCAACACAAUCUUGCAAUGAUGGUUAUAUACUCGCAGGAGACGAGAUUGUUACAUGCACCGCUUCAGGCUGGAAUGGUUCAAUUGCAGCUUGCACAAUCAAAAGUAAGUUAAAAAUAAAGGAAUUGUUUAUCUUAGCACAAAAGUGA